Molecule: messenger RNA, 4107 nt
Organism: Brettanomyces nanus
Lineage: Eukaryota; Fungi; Ascomycota; Pichiomycetes; Pichiales; Pichiaceae
Exons: 1
Coding region: 1-4107 (1368 amino acids)
Source: RefSeq, a predicted model, not a curated record
AUGGAAGCUGCUAUGUCAGCCAUCUCGGCGGGUCCUCCUGGAUCUGCAGGCCCCUCAGGUACUAGGGGAAUAUCCGGGCGCGUGAUACAUCCAAGGCAUUCUGUCGUGGACGGAAUUACCCAGUCAAAUGCUAGCAUGGCGUUAGAUAAAAGUGCAUAUAUAGACAUCUCCCAGGAGGUACAUGUCAAUGGCAAUAUGAACAACAAUAUGAACAACAAUUACGAUCAUCAGCAAGCUCAGUAUGGCCAACCUUAUUCAAAUUUAAAUAGUAUGGGCGGUCUGCCUCCUCCUAUGGCUAAUUUGGCUCCUCCAGGCUCUUCUAGAAACGGAUCUCUUACCUCUGGCGUCUCCUUCAACAGGUUUAUGAAGAGUAAAUUCUCUCGUACCGCUAAUAGAAAUGGCCACAGAAAGAACAAGGAGUCCAAAUUUGAUGACGAUGAUUUCAAUGGCGAUGGAAAUAUCAAUACCAACAUUACAGAGCCUGAUAUGUCUUUCGAUGACUUGAAACAUAUUCGUGGAGGAGGAAGAUAUGGAAUGGGAGCAUCCGCGUUUUCAUUGGACGCUUCUUCUUACGUUCCGAUGUUCAAUAUUGGCCCGUCAACAAGUUCGAAGCCAGGAGCUAACAGCUAUAGUCCCAUUUCCAACGAGUCUUAUAGAAAGCAACAGGUAACACACAAGAAAAUGAUGGCCAUGCGAUAUUCUCGCCUGUCUCAGACUCAGUUACAGGGAGGACAGGGAGGAGCUUCUCUUGGGCCUGGUGGAGAAAUGUAUCCACCAAGAACUAUGAGUUUACAAACCUUUGGUCAGGGAAAUAGGCAAGUAAUGCCAAUGAAUGGACCAGGAAUGCAGCAAAUGAAUGGACUUGGAAUGCCAAUGAAUGGGCCUGGAGCGCCAAUGAAUGGGCCCGGAGCGCCUAUGAAUGGUCCCAUCAACGGACCUAUGCACUUAAACAGCUUAGGAGGUGGUGGUGUUCCUCCGAAUAUGCCUCCUAUGGGUGGUUAUCCACAUACCAUGUCUAUGCAAUCCGCUGGAUACUACGGCAGAAAUGGUGGCCCAAGACAGAGGUUUAUGCCACCUCAAUCUCAAUUCAUGAGACCCCCUUUUGGUAGUCCCAAACCUGACAUGCGCAGGGUACCUCAGUCUACUUCUCAGUCUUCGUUACAACAAUCAAUGCCCGGAUAUCCAAAUCCAUCUUACAGAAACAAUUCCUUGACCCAGAGACAGCAGCCUAUGUAUUCAGGUCCUCCUCAAGGUUAUCAAAAUCAACAACAGCGUCAACCUAUGAACUAUCCGGCUCAACGUUUUCAUCAAUCACAAAGUCUAGAAGAUUUACCGGAAUCCGAUUCUCAAACUCAAGAAACACAAGUACCACCACCCCAGUCUCGGUCUCAAUUCUCGCAAAUUCCUGAAGCCCCUCCCAUACCAGAAGUUCUGCCUAUAUUGCUUCCACAGCGUCAAUCGCAAAAACCGAUGGCUGCCCCUCCUGAUCAUUCAAGUAAACCAGCAUAUGAUUAUAAUGUACCAAGUUCUAGAGAGACGCAAGAGGUUCCUAUUCAUUCUCGUGAUCCUUCUUCCUCUUUGGUUGCCGAAUCUUACAGUUCUAACGUUAAUCAGGCAGGUACACUAACAUCGUAUCGUUCAGAUAUAUCACUACAGCAUGAUCAGGCGCCUAAAAGUAUGGUCUCGACGUCUCCGCCUCAUGUGUUUCAACCUCAGGCAGGAAAGGUCAAGGUUAAUCGAUAUGUGUUCACCGAUAGUGAAGAUGAAGAGAAUGAUGAAGACGAAAGUCAAGAAGGAGACGGUGAGCAGUCUCGAAAAUCAGAAGGGCAGUAUUCCACAGAUGCUUCUAAUUCUAAUUCGAUGGAAUCUCCUAUUCCCCAGCGAACCUCCAAGACUGCCUCCUCAACUACGGAUGCUGAAUAUUUCUCGGUCGAGAAAGUAACUUCUGAGGGUAUUGUAUCUCCCAGCGGUUCUUAUCUCAAAGAACUAGGAGCACCAGCGCUUAUGAAUGACAAUUCAUCUUAUGCUUCCUCUUCUACCUCGUAUGACAGUGAUUCCAUACGUAAGACACCGGACAUUACCCUCAAGCAUGAUCGAUUCACAGAUAGUGGCGAUAAAGCUAUGAAGGUAAGUGGCGAGAGUUUUGACUUUACGUCGAGCCCUGGCAAAAAAGAUAGGGAAAUUCUGCUUCCAGACGGUGAUAACGACGGCGAGACAUCUUCUGCGAGAGGCAACAUCGAGAUCACUAAGCAUGAGCUUCUUGAUGAGCUGAACAAUAGUGUGAGAAAUGCAGACAUGAAGCAAGGGGUGCUCACGCCUCCAGCUGAACAUCACAAGAUCAAGAGCAUGAUUCCUGAUUACUUGAACGAAGAGUUCAGAAAUGGGAACUCUAGGGCUCAAGAGUCGAAGAAUACUGAGAUUCCUAGCUGGACACCAAGUUCCAGUGAUGCUGUAGGCGCUAUUGGCACUAACGUCGCAGGUUUAAUUGCCUCACAAAGUCAAGGCACCAGUCAGACUGAUUCGAGUAAUAGUUUUCUUCCGCAUAAGAAGUCGUCCGACGUUACCUCGGCUUCAAAUCCGGUCUAUUCGAACAAUAAGGUUCCAUCAUAUACUCAAUCGGUCGCCAGCACUUCACAAAGUCGUGCUACCUCAGGCGUUUCAUCAGCUUCUUUUAGAAAGGCACCACCACCAUUGCCCAAAGACGGUGUUGAGGGUUAUCAAAAAAAGAAUAUUAUUCUAGUUUCCCCUGAGACAUCUUCUAAUCUUCAAGAGAAUCACCAUAAAAGUAAUUCUACGCUGAGCAGUAUAGAGAAUGCCUUUGCAAGAUCUCCGAAGAUGGCAGGCGCAAAGAAUUUCUUUCUGAAGAUAACACAGAGGCAUAGGCACCAUUCCUCGAAGGGUAGCAAGAGCAGUGACAAGGAUGCUCAGGAAGCCGAGUCAUUUAAAGUGUAUCCUCCGCUUCCUAAUGCAAGCAUUGGCCAGCCUCUUGGAAAAUCUGCUAAUUUGGUGGAAGAGAAAAAGAAGUCUCUUCCACCAGAGCCGCUUGCUAAGGAUAAUGACCCACUUUUGAACUACCGGUUAACUCUCAACAUUCCAAGGGAUGACAACUCGGAUCAUAGGUUGACUAAAUUCUUGGAAAUGGACAAUUACAGUAAUAAGACACCUACAGAGUCUAUACUUCCUAAAAGGAUUGUGGGUCCGGUGGGCGAUAAGUUUAUACCGAAAAUUAACGUUCGUUACAAAACGGACUUGAAAGAGUAUCUACAACCUUCUCAGUUGGGUGUUCUUAACGAUAAUACUAAGUUGUUGAAGGAGCUACAGAUUGUUUCAACAGAGUUGGCUGGAUCCAUAUCCAGAGAAUUAACAUUGGAAGGUAAGCUUAGAGCUAAAUCCCUUGUGAGUGCUUCAAUAUUGAAGGAAACUGAGAAUGGUUCUAAGGUUUCCGAACUAACGGAGCAAUUGAAUGAAGAAAGGAGGAAGCGCUACGCUACGGAAGAAAUGAUAUUGAAGCGAUCGGAUGGAGUUAGUGACAAUUCUCAGAUGACAGAGAUGGGAUACAAGAACUCAUCGUUAAGCAAGAAGAUUGUGGAAUUGGAAGAUCAGCUGCAGUCAGAAAAGAUGCGAACGAACCUCUUGGAAGAGGAAAGAGACAAAUUGAAGAGCAGUUUGGAGGAUAUGAGUAAGAAGUAUCGGGAUCUAACGAAUAAUGUGGUUCCGGAGCUUCAAAAUCAGGUGGAGAUUCUUUCUAAUUCGAACAAUCCUCAGAAUUCACUGGAAGAACGUUUGGAAUCACUCCAGUUGGAAAACGAAAGCUUAAAACAGCAGCAGAUCUCGGAAUCGGAUGAAGUUACAGUGCUUAAGAGUCAACGUGACUCGUUUAGAGAAGCAUUGAAGAAUCUGAAGAUACAGAGAGACAUUGAUUUUCGAAUGAAUGCUGAGAAGGUGAAGUCUCAGGAGCAUACAGUCAACAAGCUCUCGAGCAUAAACGGACAGCUUUCAAGGAAGUUGUUGGCUACUGGAUUAAUGGGCAGGGGAGAGAUCAGCAUAGUCGGUUCUCCUAGCAUACGGACUAACACCUCUUUUGAGGAUUCUCCUUUGAUGGAAUGA